Molecule: messenger RNA, 891 nt
Organism: Tetrahymena thermophila SB210
Lineage: Eukaryota; Ciliophora; Oligohymenophorea; Hymenostomatida; Tetrahymenidae
Product: transmembrane protein
Exons: 1
Molecular function (GO): metal ion transmembrane transporter activity
Source: RefSeq, a predicted model, not a curated record
AUGAAAGUUUUGUAUAUUUUAAUAAUAAGUUUUUUGCUCUUAUCCUCAAUUAAUACAAAGGAGCCUAAUAAUGAGAAGGGAAACUCAUCUGAAAAAUCUUUAUUAAAUUCUUUUAAUGAUGACUAAAUCCUCUAAAGUCAUGGAUCUUUUAUUGGUUCAUUUAUUUCUACUUCAGUUUCUGAAAUAGGAGACAAGACAUUUAUAAUGACAGCAAUACUUUCUUCUAAAUAUAAUAGAUUUUGGGUAUUCGUUGGAAGUGUUGGGUCCAUGCUUAUAAUGACUUUAAUAUCUUGUCUUCUUGGUUCUCUCACUGAGUAUUUUAUACCUUUAGUAUAUGUUAAGUUUAUAUCUAGUGCACUAUUCUUAAUAUUUGGUCUUAAAAUGCUUUAUGAGGUUUACACUGAUACUGUAGAUGAUGAAGAUGACGAAGCAGAAGAAGAAGUAGAAGAGCUUGAAAAAAGGUUAUCUAAAAUAGUGACGAAACCUAAAACAGAGACAGAUUAGAAUAAUGAUUUGAAAGAAAAAUCCACUUCAGAUAAAUAACAAAAUAACUAAGCAAACUCUUAAGAAAAUGAAAAGAAAAAAAAGAAAAAAUAAAUUAAAGGAAUAGCUGCUCCCGGUUAUGUAAUAGCUAUGCAAACUUUUGUUUCUAAUUUCUUUGGAGAAUGGGGAGACAAAUCAUAAAUUUCAACAAUUGCAAUCAGCGCCUCAUAUGACUUUGUAUUUGUCUUCUUAGGAACAGUUGUAGGAUAAAUAUUCUGUAUUCUACUUGCCCUCAUUGGAGGAUAAGUUUUAGCAAAGUAAUUCUCUGAAAAAACAAUGGCUCUGUUAGGUGGAAUUCUUUUCAUUAUUUUUAGUUUUAUAACUUUAUACACUACGUUAAAUAAAUGA